Molecule: messenger RNA, 1991 nt
Organism: Bradysia coprophila
Lineage: Eukaryota; Metazoa; Arthropoda; Insecta; Diptera; Sciaridae
Product: NUAK family SNF1-like kinase 1
Biological process (GO): intracellular signal transduction; protein phosphorylation; microtubule cytoskeleton organization
Cellular component (GO): cytoplasm
Molecular function (GO): ATP binding; tau-protein kinase activity
Source: RefSeq, a predicted model, not a curated record
AACACAACGUUGAGUCAGUAACUGCUGUUGUUCUGAGAUUUUCGGACGUGCAAAAAACGAAAGGUUAUUUUUUGUAACAAUACGACGAAUCAACUGAUUAAAAAUUCGCAAUUAAAUCCUACAACGGCGUCUGUACGUUUACAGUGACUUGAACUGUAUAAAUUCCCAAUAGAUCAUCGCCGGGACAGCCGAUAGCAAAGUUGUAGUCGAAAAAAAAUUUACAACGUCAGACAACCAUUUUGAUUUCAUUUCAACCUGAAAACUAAAAGAUUCAAGAUAUGAUUCGGGACAACGAACUGGUGGCACCGCCACAACAAAUGGCACAGUCUGCGUAUAUCAACAAUAUUAUGAGCGGAAUCAGCAGCACCGGCGGCGCCAUAAAAAAGACAAAUCAACGAGGAAAUCUCGGCAAGGAAAGAUUUGUAUCGAUAAGAAAGUUGGGUCAAGGCAGUUACGGCAGCGUUCAAUUGUGCACCGACAGAGAAACUAAUCAACAGGUAGCACUGAAAACAAUAAAAAAAGGCAAAGCAGAGUCGGUCUCCAGUCUUAUCAGAAAAAGAAGAGAAACGAAAAUUGCGAGCUCACUGCACCAUCCACAUAUUGCUCACGUUUUCGAAGUAUUUGAGCAUCAUGAUCAACUAAUUUUGGUGAUGGAAUAUGCGCCAGGUGGUGAGCUGUUCAGUUAUUUGUCUGUACGCAAAGUAUUGGAUGCGGAUGAAGCGCGGCGAAUUUUUCGACAGAUUUCAACUGCAGUUUACUAUUGUCAUAAGCAGAAAAUUUGCCAUAGAGAUCUCAAAUUGGAAAACAUUUUAUUAGACCAACAUGGGAACGUCAAGAUUACGGAUUUUGGUCUGUCAACCGUGUUCGAUAAUCAACGAUUUUUAGCUACAUUUUGCGGUUCAUGUCUAUACGCAUCACCGGAAUUGCUAAGCGAAGAACCAUAUCGGGGUCCCGAAGUGGAUUGUUGGUCGCUCGGCGUUGUAUUGUUCACAUUAGUUUACGGUAGUAUGCCGUUCAAUGCUAUCAGUUAUCCACAAUUGGUUACAAAAAUCAUUUCCGGCAAUUAUUUCGAACCAAAGAAUAAUCGGUCAACUGCUUCGCCCUUAAUUAAGGAAAUGCUGACGGUUUGUCCGCUACUUCGGGCAUCGAUAAGGGAAAUUUGCAGCCAUUCGUGGCUGAACAUCGGCUACAAUAAAUCAUGUUUAGACUUAGCUGAAGAACUAGCAAAUAAAUGUCCCGUUCGAUUGGACGCACUCCAUUCGCUUACACCAUCAGCUAUUACAGCAGAUUUUGGCCCGGUUGAAGAAUCUAAUUCGGGUGUACCAGCCCGACGGAAUUCGAUUCAUGAAAUAGGAAAUACUACGGCUGAACGACAAAUUCGACAAAUUGGUUACGAUGCUACGUCUCAACCAUCAAUCAACAAGAAUAUGAAAGUGCUUCCCUGCUCAGUUCGUUGUGAACCGAAAGCUGCCGAAGUUACAGCAUGCAAAGCCAAACGAUCUAUGAAAAAUUCAACAGCCUUGCAACAUCAAACAAAAACCAAGUCAGACAACCAAUUAGACAAAUUGUGUGAGAAAACGAAAAACGCUACUUUGUACGAGGAUAGUUUAGAAACGAUUUCUGACAAUGUUGUAUCAAUGUCACCUACUGCCAGCAAAUCUGAACGGAAAUCAGUCCGAUUCGUAUCGAAUGAAUGUCUAACAGAUCCGGAGCCAGAACAAAGCAGCCAUUCAUUGGUUUGUUGUUUUUUUACUGGCCAAUCAAGGCGUUAUGAUGAGGAACCGCCAUCUGACCCCGUUGCGGGAACGUUUACGAGAACAUCAGAAAGUAGCACGCCGAAAUCAUGUCUGAAGCCCACUACUUCACCACCAGCGAAAAACAAUACUAACAAGGAUAUUCAACAAGACACAACACAACCGAUGGAUUAGUGACGCCAUGAACCGGCAGUUUAUUGUGUGGAGUUUUGAUCGUAAAAUAUGUUUUAUGUUUCU